This is a messenger RNA of Lolium rigidum, 1237 nucleotides long. RefSeq lists its product as uncharacterized. Gene Ontology annotation, biological process: protein dephosphorylation. Gene Ontology annotation, molecular function: cation binding; protein serine/threonine phosphatase activity. The transcript has 9 exons. The record is from RefSeq and is a predicted model, not a curated record. NCBI's taxonomy places the organism in Eukaryota, Viridiplantae, Streptophyta, Magnoliopsida, Poales, Poaceae. The coding region runs from base 1 to 1068 and encodes 355 amino acids.
AUGGCGAUCGGAGGGCAGGGGCCGUGCCAGUGGUGGGUCCCAGAAGAAAUUUCGUGCGAGAAAGAAAUUCGCCUGCCUGGCUGGCUGGCUGCCAGCCGAGCAGUAUAUUUGCUGCCGCACCGGCCGCAUGCAACUCUGCACCGUCGCAACAAACUUUUCUCCUCUCCUCUCCUCCGACUCCGAGCAGACGCAGAAGCAGGAGGAAGAGGAAGAGCAGCGGAGGAAAGGAAAGCAAGCCCUGCAAUGGGUCAAACCUCAUCUUUACUUGUGAAGUCUACUCUUAGAAACGAGAAUGACAGAAUUAAGUAUGCCACGUCAUCUAUGCAAGGAUUGUGCUCGUACAUGGAAGAUGCUAGUGCAGCUGUCCUAGAUCUAGAUCUUACCGGGUCCACAUCAUUCUUUGGUGUUUAUGAUGGCCAUGGAGGAGCUAAUGUUGCACUGUAUUGUGCGAACCGAUUUCAUACUGAGCUUCUACACGAUGAAGAUUAUCAGAACAAUCUGGAUGAUGCAGUGGGGCACGUGUUUUUCAGAAUGGAUGAGCAGCUUCGAGAAGAUGAUGAAUGGAGGGCAUUAGCUAAACCCCGCCGCCGUUUUAGUUUCAAUUUGCUAAAUUGUCUCAAGGCUCCUGCUUGUGUUAAGGGGUCAAUUGGUGUGAUAUGGAAUAUGGAGGCUGCUCUACUGCACUAUGGUACUCUCUGGAGAUAUGCUUUUGAAUUGGAAGUGGUAUACAUAUUACUCCUUUAUCCAAUUUUUGAGUUGGAAGUUGGAGUAGUUGUUAUGUUGAGUGCCUGGUUCAUGAGCUGGAGGUCAAAUGCUCCUAAGUUCUCGUUGGUCAUUGUACCUUGGAUGUUAUCACUUAUCAUAUUCCCAGAAUCAAGGGAACCCCUUACUCUGAAGGAAGCACAGCCUCUGUGGCUCUCAUUAGAGGAAACCGGAUCAUUGUUGGAAAUGUUGGUGAUUCUCGCUGCGUACUCUCAAGGAAUGGUCAGGCAAUGGAUUUAUCCACCGAUCACAAACCAAACCUUCCGGAUGAAAGUCGGAGAAUUCAAAAUGCUGGAGGGCGAGUAACCAGGGAUAGGAAAUAUUUUAUGUGUGCAGGAGAGAAAAGAUUUCAGACGGGCAGCUAUCGUGUUAAUGGGGAUCUAGCCAUGUCUAGAUCUAUUGGCGAUUUCAAUUUCAAGUCAAACUGUUUGCGUGCGACAGAACAAAUGGUGACAUGCAAUCCUGACAUUCGCAC